GCGGCGCUCGGGGCCGCUGUACAAAUAGGGCGGCCGCGGGUGGCCGGGGCAGACAUGCGGGUCCCGCUCCGCUCCGCGCUCGCGCUCUGCGCCCUCGCCCUGCUCCGCCUGGGCUGCGCACCGACCCGGGCGCUCACCUGGGCACCGACCGCAUCCACACGGGCGCUCACCUGGGCACCGACCGGAGCAUCCACCCGGGCGCUCACCUGGGCACCGACCCGCGCCCCGGCCCGCGCCCCGCCGCGCUGCCCCCCGCUGAUGCUGCAGCUGCUCCGCGCCCCUCCCGCCCCGCUCCGCGCCGCCGCCGCCGCCGCCGCCGCCGCUCUCAGCCUCUCCCCACACGGUUCCCUGCAGAACGGCUCCCGCUGGGCGCUCUCCUUCGACAUGUCCUCCCUCUCCAGAAGCCAGGAGGUGAGUCUGGCUCAGCUCCGCGUCCGCCUGCCUGGCCCCUCCCGUGCCCACAACGUCUCCCUGGACAUCUACCACAGCCAGCGGCACAGGUGCCGGGGAGAUGGGACCUGUGCCCACCAGCUCUUCCUGGGCACCGUGGCUGGCAGCCCCUCUGCCACCCAGGCCUCCUGGAAAGUCUUUGAGGUCACCAACCUGCUCCGGUCCUGGCUCCACCAAGCUGUGGUUGCUGGGCACCACAGUCCCACGGGAAGGGGGCAGUGGGAGGUGAGAGGGUCGGCUGCCCCGGCCACCACUGCCCCGAGGGACACCGGCCACGGGGACCCAGUCCUGCCCCAGGAUGUGGCAGAUAGAGUCCUGCUGCUCGUCUUCUCCAAAGACAAGUCUCCAGGAGACCACAGCCUCAUCAGGACCGCGGAGACCUCCAAGUACAUCAUGCGUGACAGCUCGCAGGGCGUGGGGACGCGCCGGCACCGCAGGAACAGGAUGGAGAAGCAGAGGAUCAAAGUGAGCGACCCUGCCGCGGCCACCGCGCGGGAGCAGGGCAGGGCCCUGUGCAGGCGGGUGGACAUGGUGGUGGACUUCGAGCAGACGGGCUGGGGCAGCUGGAUUGUCUACCCCAAGAAGUACAACGCCUACCGCUGCGAAGGGCUGUGCCCCUCGCCCGUGGAUGAGACCUUCAAGCCCACCAACCACGCGUACAUACAGAGUUUGCUGCAGCUCUACAAGCCCAACCAGGUGCCGUGUCCUGCCUGCUCCCCGGUCAAGAUGAGUCCCCUCUCCAUGCUCUACUACGAGAAGGGCGAGAUCGUUGUCCGUCACCACGAGGACAUGAUCAUCGAGGAGUGUGGCUGCAACUGAGGCCACCUCGUAGCCUGUACGAAGGUGCACAUCUCUGCCCAAAAGUGCCCAAAGGACCACGACCGCUGCACAGACCAGGGCAUCUCUGAAGCUCACACACCCGUGGGUUGGCAAACCCCUGGCUAGACCUGGGGAGGAGUGAGGUGCCCAGCAGUUCUGCAGCACUGCGUGGCCACAGUGCCUGGCUGGAUCCAGGCUCCGUGUGGAAAAGGCCACCAGCCACCUCCCUGUGGCCCCAGGGGCAGCUCUGGUGUGGUGGGUGCCCCGCGCUGUGUUCACCAGGGAGCUGCGGCGCUGGCGGCCGCUGUGUCUGGGACAGAAGCAGGAGCUGAGGAGCAGGAGCAGGACUGGAGCGCAGCAGCAUCGCUCCCUGCCACGACACGGCCCAGGCAAUGCCGCUUUUCCCAGCCACGGGAAUCACCAGUGGCCACAGGUUCUGAGGACCCUGCAGCUGCAGUGUCUGGCCAUGCUGAGCAUCCACACCACUGGGAUUUUCAAUCUCCCCGGGGGUUUAGGCAUUUCUCCUAAGAAUUCUAUUAUAUUUCUAUUAAAACGAUCAGAUUUCUAUUACAACUCAGACAAGUGAGUGUAUUACCCAAUGUCCAGAGCCCCAGCUGGCAGAUCUAGGUGGGCAGCUGUUACAAACAAGUAACCACAGCUCUACUCAAGCCUUUUCCUCCCCUUGCUGGAUGAGGUGGUAGCGAAAAGGUCACACAAAAGCUGUACAAUU
This is a messenger RNA of Corvus hawaiiensis (hawaiian crow), 1999 nucleotides long. It is a transcript of the gene NODAL, whose product is annotated as nodal growth differentiation factor. Gene Ontology annotation, molecular function: type I activin receptor binding; cytokine activity; growth factor activity. Gene Ontology annotation, cellular component: extracellular region. Gene Ontology annotation, biological process: BMP signaling pathway; SMAD protein signal transduction. The record is from RefSeq and is a predicted model, not a curated record. NCBI's taxonomy places the organism in Eukaryota, Metazoa, Chordata, Aves, Passeriformes, Corvidae. The coding region runs from base 55 to 1269 and encodes 404 amino acids. The transcript has 3 exons.